GACAAACGUGUGCACGGAAAGUUAGGGGAACGGAUUUUUUAAAUACGGAAAGUACGGUUUACAAUUUUACAGACUUUAUUCUGCACCAAUGCCAACCGGAAAUAGAAUUAAAUUCAAUUUAAAGAAAAUUUCUCCGUAAAAAUCACGGUUUUUCAGCAGUUCAUUGAUUAUGGCAGAGCCUCAGUCUGAGGGUAGAAAUGACCAACAAGGUCAAGGUCAACAUAAUAAAGAAGGUCAAGGUCAGUUGGUUGCUAAGCACUACAAUGAGCUACAAGAAGCAGGGAAAGAUGUCCGCACUGAAAGUAGAAUCUACUACAUGAGGAAUUUUAACAACUGGAUUAAAAGUGUUGUUAUUGCUGAGACUUUACAACAACUGAAGAAUGAGCGAGGUCAUGGGAGAGAUAUUGCAAUAUUAGAUCUGUGUUCUGGGAAGGGAGGGGAUUUACUCAAAUGGAAACGUGGAAAUAUAAGAAAAAUUGUUUGUGCAGAUAUUGCAGGGACGUCAGUUGAACAGUCUGAGAACCGCUAUAAAGAUAUGGUGGAGAAAGAACGAUACAAGGAUAGAGUUUUCUCAGCUGAAUUUAUCACCGCUGAUUGUUCUAAGGAGAGGUUAAAAGAUAUGUAUAAAGACCACGAUACUCAGUUUGAUAUUUGUAGUUGUCAGUUUUCAUUCCAUUAUUGUUUUGAGAGUCUCCCACAAGCUGAGAUGAUGUUACAGAAUGCUACAGAGUCAUUGAAACUGGGAGGUUUCUUUAUAGGAACUACGCCUAACUCACAGGAACUGGUACGAAGAUUAAGAGAUUCAAAAGAUAUGUCAUUUGGUAACGACGUUUAUCGUGUCACGUUUGAUGGUGAAGAUAAAACAAACCUUCCCUUGUUUGGUUGCAAGUACAAUUUCCAUCUUGAGGGUGUAGUCGACUGCCCAGAAUUUCUAGUAUUCUUCCCUGUACUUGAAAAGAUGGCAGAGAAACACGGUAUGAAACUGGUCUUUAAAACACCAUUUGCUGAGUUUUUCAACAAAAAUGUAGAAAACAGGGAUCAUAGGAACCUUUUAAGUAGAAUGCAGGCAUUGGAGAUGUAUCCCCCAGAAGAAGGUGGUAAAUUGAUGGGACUGGAGGACGGAGAUUAUGAUCAUGUUAAAUCUAUGGUGGAGGAAUUACAGAAAUCUCAGUCGGAAGACGCUCAUCAUGGAAAUAGACCAAUCUCUGUCGGCACAUUAUCCAAAGCAGAAUGGGAAGCUGUCACAAUAUACUGUGUGUACAUGUUCCAAAAAGUACGAGAUCCGGAUACCGGAGAAGAAUGGACAGCCGCCACCACGGAAGACAGUUCACGUAAACGUCAUUCUGAGGAAGCAUCAGAUACAAACCCUCCAAAACUUCUGAAGGACACUUAGCAGGAAGUAACUGUAACACAUGGUGAAAUUGGUGCUAGUGGUGGAAAGCUUCUUCAGAAUCUUACAGUUGGGACUGAAAAGCUUUGUUCUGCAGAUGGAAAAAAAUGGAAUGAAAUUAAAAUAGACUUGUUGAGCCACUGAAUUGCCAACUAUCAUUAAACUGAUGAUAAUAUGCUGUUUUCUCUGAUAAACUCAGUAUAACUGUU
Molecule: messenger RNA, 1599 nt
Organism: Ruditapes philippinarum (Manila clam)
Lineage: Eukaryota; Metazoa; Mollusca; Bivalvia; Venerida; Veneridae
Product: mRNA cap guanine-N7 methyltransferase-like
Exons: 10
Coding region: 170-1393 (407 amino acids)
Biological process (GO): 7-methylguanosine mRNA capping
Cellular component (GO): nucleus
Molecular function (GO): mRNA 5'-cap (guanine-N7-)-methyltransferase activity
Source: RefSeq, a predicted model, not a curated record